Pipistrellus nathusii (Nathusius's pipistrelle) is the source of this 2115-nucleotide messenger RNA. NCBI's taxonomy places the organism in Eukaryota, Metazoa, Chordata, Mammalia, Chiroptera, Vespertilionidae. The record is from the annotation of a GenBank genome assembly.
AUGGGACCCAGGAUAGGGCCAGUGGUUACGGAGCCCCAGAUGCCAGACAAGGACACCAAGGCCGUGAUGGGCACAGAAGAUUCAGCUGGAGACAAAGCCGGCCCGGACUCUCGGGACUUGCGGCCAAGCGUGUUCCACAGCAUCAAGUUCUUCGUCCUGUGCCACAGCCUGCUGCAGCUGGCACAGCUCAUGAUCUCCGGCUACCUCAAGAGCUCCAUCUCCACGGUGGAGAAGCGCUUUGGCCUCUCCAGCCAGACCUCGGGGCUGCUGGCUGCCUUCAACGAGGUGGGGAACACAGUCCUGAUUGUGUUUGUGAGCUAUUUUGGCAGCAGGGUACACCGGCCCCGACUGAUCGGCUGUGGGGCCAUCCUUGUGGCCCUGGCGGGCCUGCUCAUGACCCUCCCACACUUCAUCUCGGAGCCCUACCACUACGACCGCACCAGCCCCGGGGACCUGCCACAGGACUCAGAAGCUUCCCUGUGCCUGACCACAACCUCAGGCCCUGCCCCGACCCCCUCCAACGGCAGCAGCUGUUCCAGCUCCUCGGAGGCCCAGCAUCUGACCGCGGUGGGAAUCAUGUUCCUGGCACAGACCCUGCUCGGGGUGGGCGGUGUGCCCAUCCAGCCCUUCGGCAUCUCCUAUAUCGAUGACUUUGCCCAUGACAACAACUCUCCCCUUUACCUCGGGUUCCUGUUUGCUGUGACAAUGAUGGGGCCGGGCAUGGCCUACGGGCUGGGUGGCCUCAUGCUGCGCCUUUAUGUGGACAUUGACCGGAUGCCAGAAGGUGGCAUCAACUUGACCUCGAAGGACCCCCGAUGGGUGGGUGCCUGGUGGCUGGGCUUCCUCAUCUCUGCUGUUGCCGUGGCCCUGGCUGCCACGCCCUACUUCUUCUUCCCCAGGGAGAUGGCCAAGGAGAAAGAUGAGCUUCACUUCCGGCGAAGGGUCUUGGCAAUCGUCAGCAAAGGUGAAGACUCUGCUGAGCAGAGCCCCGAGGAGUCCCCAAAGAAGCAGGAUGGCCUCGCCCAGAUUGCACCAGACCUGACCAUGGUCCAGUUCAUCAAAGUCUUCCCCAGGGUGCUGCUUCGAACCCUGCGACACCCCAUCUUCCUGCUGGUGGUCCUGUCCCAGGUGUGCGUGUCGUCCAUGGUGGCAGGCAUGGCCACCUUCCUGCCCAAGUUCCUGGAGCGCCAGUUCUCCGUCACAGCGUCCUACGCCAACAUGCUCCUCGGCUGUCUCUCCAUCCCCUCGGCCAUCGUGGGCAUCGUCGUGGGGGGCGUCCUGGUCAAGCGCCUCCACCUGGGCCCCAUGCGCUGCAGCGUCCUCUGCCUGCUGGGGGCGCUGUUCUGCCUGCUUUCCACCCUGCCCCUCUUCUUCAUGGGCUGCCCUACCCACCAGAUCGCGGGCGUCUUCCACCCGCCUGGGUCCCAGCCUGGGCCGGAGCUCUCCGCAGGCUGCACGGAGCCCUGCGCCUGCCCUCCGGACGACUUUAACCCGGUCUGUGACCCCAGCGCCCGUGUGGAGUACCUCACCCCCUGCCACGCAGGCUGCACACGCCGGGUGGUCCAGGAGGCUCUGGGCAGAAGCCAGGUCUUCUACACCAACUGCAGCUGCGUGGCGGGGGGCGGCCCCGUGCCUGCGGGCUCCUGCGACUCGGCCUGCAGCCACCUGGUGCUGCCCUUCAUGCUCCUGGUUAGCCUGGGUGCAGCCAUGGCCAGCGUCACCCACACUCCCUCCUUCAUGCUCAUCCUGAGGGGAGUGAAGAAAGAAGACAAGACUCUGGCUGUGGGGAUCCAGUUCAUGCUCCUGAGAGUUUUAGCCUGGAUGCCCAGUCCUGUGAUCCAUGGCAGUGCCAUCGACACCACCUGCGUGCACUGGGCCUGGAGCUGCGGGCGUCGGGCCGUCUGCCGCUACUAUGACAACGACCUGCUCCGAACUCGGUUCGUUGGCCUCCAGUUCUUCUUCAAGACUGGCUCCCUGGCCUGCUUCGCCUUGAUCAUGGCUAUCCUGAGGCAGCAGGGCAAAGAGGAGGGGACCAAGGCGGUGACACGCCCUGGCCUACAGCAGCAGCCGUUAAUGUCGGGACCGGAGAAGAAGCCUGAAGAAUCCAGGGUGUGA